AUUGCAGGGCGUGCCCUCGGGCGCCUGCCGAAAUGUUAAUGUGAUGGGCUGUGAAGACGAAAAUUGCUUUGGUUUAUGGACUGCCUCCUAGCAGACCACCUGUGCUCUAAGUUCUUUGAUUUGACUGGGUGAUAAAGUGAUUUUAGGUAAUGGGUAGAUCAGAAAGUCAGAUGGAUAUAACUGACAUCAGCACUCCAAAGCCAAAGAAGAGACAGCAAUGGACGUCCCUGGAGAUCAGCCUCUCUGUCCUGGUUCUGCUCCUGACUGUCAUCGCUGUGACGAUGAUAGCGCUCUACGCCACCUAUGACGAUGGUAUUUGCAAGACAUCAGACUGCAUAAAAUCAGCGGCUCGACUCAUGCAGAACAUGGAUCCCACUGCUGAGCCUUGUACCGACUUUUUCAAGUACGCCUGUGGAGGCUGGCUGAAACGCAACGUCAUUCCUGAGACCAACUCCCGUUACAGUAACUUUGACAUUUUAAGGGAUGAACUAGAAGUUGUUUUGAAAGAUGUCCUUGAGAAACCCAAACCUGAUGAUAUAGUAGCAGUACAGAAAGCAAAGACAUUGUACAGAUCUUGUAUAAAUGAAUCUGUUAUUGACAGCAGAGGUGGAGCGCCUCUACUCAGAAUGUUACCAGACAUAUAUGAAUGGCCAGUAGCCACAGAAAACUGGGAGCAAGAAUAUGGUACUUCCUGGACACUUGAGAAAUCUAUUGCACAACUGAAUGCUAAAUAUGGGAAAAAAGUCAUUAUUAACUUUUUUAUUGGCACUGAUGAUAAAAACUCUUCGAACUAUAUAAUUCAUAUUGACCAACCUCGACUUGGCCUCCCCUCCAGAGACUAUUUUGCAUGCACUGAAAUAUAUAAAGAGACGUGUACAGCAUAUGUGGACUUUAUGAUUUCUGUGGCCAAACUGAUACGUGAUGAAAGAGGACUGCCCAUAGAUGAAAAACAGAUUUCUAUGGAAAUGAAUAAAAUUAUGGAAUUGGAAAAAGAAAUUGCCAAUGCUACAGCUAAACCUGAAGAUCGAAAUGAUCCAAUGCUUCUUUAUAACAAAAUGAAAUUAGCCCAAGUCCAAAAUAACUUUUCACUAGAGAUCAAUGGGAAGCCAUUCAGCUGGUCAAAUUUCACAAAUGAAAUUAUGUCAACUGUGGAUAUUAAAAUUACAAAUGAAGAGGAUGUGGUUGUGUAUGCUCCAGAGUACUUAGCCAAACUUAAGCUCAUUCUUACCAAAUACACCGCCAGAGAUCUUCAAAAUUUAAUGUCCUGGCGGUUCAUAAUGGAUCUUGUAAGCAGCCUCAGCAGAAACUACAAGGAGUCCAGAAAUGCUUUCCGCAAGGCCAUUUACGGCACCACUUCCGAAACAGCGGCCUGGCGACGCUGUGUCAACUUCGUCAAUGCCAACAUGGACAGUGCUGUGGGAAAGCUUUAUGUAGAAGCAGCAUUCGCUGGAGAGAGUAAACACGUGGUUGAGGAUUUGAUUGCACAGAUCCGGAAAGUUUUUAUUCAGACUUUGGAUGAGCUCACUUGGAUGGAUGCUGAAACAAAAAAGAGAGCUGAAGAAAAGGCCUUAGCAAUUAAAGAAAAAAUUGGCUAUCCUGAUGAUCUUCUCUCAGAUGUUGACGGCCUGAAUAAAGAAUACGAGGAGUACAACUACAAGGAAGAUGAAUACUUUGAGAACAUAAUGCAAAAUGCGAAGUUCGGCCAAAAUAAACAACUGAAGAAGCUUCGAGAAAAAGUGGACAAGAAUGAGUGGAUAAGCGGACCAGCUGUAGUCAAUGCAUUUUAUUCUUCAGGCAGUAAUCAGAUAGUCUUCCCGGCUGGCAUCCUGCAGCCCCCCUUCUUCAGCGCCCAGCAGUCUAACUCGUUGAACUACGGGGGCAUCGGCAUGGUCAUAGGACACGAAAUCACCCACGGCUUCGACGACAGUGGCAGGAAUUUUAAUAAGGAUGGAGACCUCGUUGACUGGUGGACACAACAGUCUGCAAAUAAUUUCAAAGACCAAUCCGAAUGCAUGGUGCACCAGUACGGAAACUUCUCCUGGGACCUAGCAGGUGGACAGCAUCUCAAUGGAAUUAAUACACUGGGAGAAAACAUUGCUGAUAAUGGAGGUAUUGGUCAAGCAUACAGAGCCUAUCAAAAUUAUGUUAAAAAGAAUGGCGAAGAAAAAUUACUUCCUGGACUUGACCUAAAUCACAAACAACUAUUCUUCUUGAACUUUGCUCAGGUAUGGUGUGGGACCUACAGGCCAGAGUAUGCAGUCAACUCCAUUAAAACAGAUGCCCACAGUCCAGGCAAUUUCAGGAUUAUUGGGACUUUGCAGAACUCCCAUGAGUUUGCAGAAGCCUUUCAUUGCCUCAAGAAUUCAUACAUGAAUCCAGAAAAGAAAUGCCGGGUUUGGUGAUCUUCAGAAGAGCGGUGCAGCCCUGGGCUAGCCUCGUCAACACCAUGGAAAUGGGGACCUCUAUCCAAGAGACUGGGCCACAGAGCUCACUUUUGUUGCACAGGGAUGGUUGCAGAGAUGAGAGCAUCAUAAUAAAAUGAAGUUAGGUUAUCCUGGAAAAGGUGUGGAGGGAGGAGGGUGUCUAAUGUCUGUCAAAUCAUUCACUUCUCACUGUAAAUAAUGCUUACUCUCUACAGACAGGCUUACCAUUCACUUCUGUUUCUCAUGUGAUCUGCCGGUUUGAUGUUGCCUCCUGAAGAGAGUGUUAGCCAUUAGGUAGAGCAGGAUUUCUCAUCAAAGGGAGAAAGAAGAAGUUGAAGAAUACAGUUGACACCAAAAACACAUCAGUGACAUGGGAGUGAAAAACACAUUGCAGAAGUACUUAUUUGUACUUUUAUUUGCAACAUUUAUGCUCCUUCAAAUCUCUUCCAAAGAAUUCUUACACAUAUUGGGGCCUUGGGACUUAUGUACGUUUAAACUACUUUUCCAGUCAUCAGUUAGGCAUUCCGAGAUCAUUUAUUUUGAGCACUUAGGGCUAAAAUGAAUGUCUAAAUCUGUUUUAUUGUACCUGUUUUGACUGGUAUCAAUAUUCCUGAGGCUCCCUGCAAUUUUCUAAGCAAUUUCUUGUUCUCUGUCUCUCUCAAAACCUGGUCUUUUUAAGAGAUUUGUAGCAAUGUAUAAAUAAUAAUUUUUAUAUUUAAUUGUUAACUACAUUUAUGACUAAGUAAUUGUUAUUAUAGGUAAUCAUUGAAUAUUGAAGUUUCAGACCCAGAUAGUUAUGAACCAAGAUCUGUAAAGUGAUGUACAGAUGAACAUUUGAGACUUUUUAAACUUAUAAAUCAUAUUGAUGAAGAGCUUUAAGUAUAAACUUUGGAUUAAACAUUGCCAUUGGACAGUUGUCUAAAGAAACGUAAGACUUGCGGUUUACAAGCAGGAUUUUCAAGAUUCAGUCUGUCCCUAAGGUGGCUAGAAUAAAAGGGCAAACCCGCGUCUAUGUAGCUGUGCACCUCCUCAUCUUUUCAGAUUUGUUACCUGAUGGAAAUAUUUUGAUAAUAAAUUGAGAUUGUGAACCCAGUA
This is a messenger RNA of Miniopterus natalensis, 3518 nucleotides long. RefSeq names its product membrane metalloendopeptidase (gene MME). Gene Ontology annotation, molecular function: metalloendopeptidase activity. Gene Ontology annotation, biological process: amyloid-beta clearance; protein processing. Gene Ontology annotation, cellular component: plasma membrane. The record is from RefSeq and is a predicted model, not a curated record. Lineage: Eukaryota; Metazoa; Chordata; Mammalia; Chiroptera; Miniopteridae.